AUGUUGGGCGUUGUCCGCCGCCUCGGGCUCGGCGCCCUUGUCGCCGCAGCUCUCUCCUCCCUCGUGGCCGCCGCGCCUGCCAACGUCGCCGUCCGCUCACUCGAGGAACGGGCCAGCAGCGCAGACAGGCUUGUAUUCUGCCACUUUAUGAUUGGAAUAUGUGGCGAUCGCACCUCGAGCAGUGACUAUGACGACGAUAUGCAGCGCGCCAAGGCCGCGGGCAUCGAUGCCUUUGCGCUGAACAUUGGCGUCGAUGGGUACACGGACCAGCAGCUCGGCUAUGCGUACGACGCCGCCGACCGCGCCGGGAUGAAGGUCUUCAUCUCCUUCGACUUCAACUGGUGGAGUCCCGGCAACGCGGCGGGCGUUGGCCAGAAGAUUGCCCAGUAUGCGUCGCGGCCCGCACAGCUCUACGUCGACAACCGACCCUUUGCGUCGUCGUUUGCCGGCGACGGCCUCGACGUGAAUGCGCUGCGCAGCGCGGCCGGAAGCAACGUGUACUUUGUGCCCAACUUCCACCCCGGACAGUCCUCCCCCUCCACCAUCGACGGCGCCCUGAACUGGAUGGCCUGGGACAACGACGGAAACAACAAGGCUCCCAAGCCCGGCCACAACGUCACCGUGGCCGACGGCGACAACUCGUACCGCAGCUGGCUGGCCGGCAAGCCCUACCUGGCCCCCGUCUCGCCCUGGUUCUUCACUCACUUCGGCCCCGAGGUCUCGUACAGCAAAAACUGGGUCUUCCCGGGCGGAUCGCUCAUCUACGACCGCUGGCGCGAGGUGCUGGCCCAGGGCUUCCAGAUGGUCGAGCUCAUCACCUGGAAUGAUUACGGCGAGAGCCAUUAUCUCGGGCCUCUCAAAAGUCGACACUAUGAUGAUGGGAACUCAAAAUGGACCAACGACAUGCCGCACGACGGGUUCCUGGACCUGUCGAAGCCGUUUAUCGCGGCGUACAAGAACCGGGACACGGACGUGACAAAGUACAUCCAGGAUGAACAGCUCGUGUACUGGUACCGCAGACACCUGAAAGCGUUGGACUGCGACGCGACAGACACGACGUCGAACCGGCCCGCGAACAACGGCAGCGGCAACUACUUCAUGGGCCGGCCCGACGGGUGGCAGACGAUGGACGACACGGUGUACGUGGUGGCGCUGCUCAAGUCGGCGGGCACUGUGACGGUGACGUCGGGCGGCGUGACGCAGACGUUCCAGGGCAUUGCCGGGGCCAACCUGUUUGAGGUGCCGGCCAACCUUGGCCAGCAAAAGUUCGCGCUGUCCCGCAACGGGCAGACCGUCUUCAGCAGCACGUCGCUGAUGGACAUUGCCAACGUGUGCCCGUGCGGCAUCUACAACUUCAACCCGUACGUUGGAACGGUGCCCGCCGGCUUUGACGACCCGCUGGGGGCUGACGGCCUUGUUUCCCUGACGAUCGGACUGCACGUCACGACCUGUCAGGCCAAGCCCUCGCUGGGGACGAACCCGCCCAUCACGUCCGGCCCCGCCUCCUCGGUGCCCGUUUCCACCACUCGCUCCACCUCUCCGCCCGGAUCCACGACCCGCUUCUCGUCGACGCCGGUUUCGUCUCGCUCCAGCUCUUCUACGCCGCCGGUCAGCACGCCGCCGCCUGGCCAAGUCUGUGUGGCCGGCACGGUUGCUGACGGCCAGUCGGGCAACUAUAUUGGCCUCUGCAAUUUCAGCUGCAACUUCGGCUACUGCCCUCCCGGUCCUUGCAAGUGCACUGCCUAUGGCGCUCCGGUUAACCCACCGGCGACCAAUGGGCGCAACGGAUGUCCCUUGCCUGGAGAGGAUGAUAGCUAUCUGGGCCUCUGCAGCUUCAGCUGCAAUCACAACUAUUGUCCCCCAACGGCGUGCCAAUACUGCUAA
This is a messenger RNA of Trichoderma citrinoviride, 1884 nucleotides long. RefSeq names its product carbohydrate-binding module family 24 protein. Gene Ontology annotation, biological process: mating projection tip cell wall disassembly. The transcript is spliced from 4 exons. Bases 1 to 1884 code for a protein of 627 amino acids. NCBI's taxonomy places the organism in Eukaryota, Fungi, Ascomycota, Sordariomycetes, Hypocreales, Hypocreaceae. The record is from RefSeq and is a predicted model, not a curated record. Gene Ontology annotation, molecular function: glucan endo-1,3-alpha-glucosidase activity.